CCGAGAGGGGAGAGUGGGGAACUCGAAGCGGGCUACCAGAAGGGAAACAAUGGCGGCUGGGCCUGGUGUUUCUAUGCAGAGCGGCAGUCCUGCCAGAGAACUUUCUAUUUCGGUUCAGCAAGGAUCAAGUCAGACUUUCGGAGAACGACUAAAAACAGAAGAUGUGACAGAAACAGAGAAGCAGAGUCGCAUGGCUGCUCUGCUGGAGAGGCUCCAUGCUAAACACAAUGCCUCGCGGCCGUGGGAGGGCACCAUCAAUGUUGUGCGUCAGGCAAUGGAGAAACGUGGUGUGAUGAAUGAAGCAGGCCAUCAGCUCCUGCUCAACUGUUUGGAGACACUGCAGAGAGCUCUGAAAGUCUCAUCUCUCCCCUCCAUGACAGAUCGUCUUGAGUCUAUUGCUCGACAAAACAUGUUGGGCUCUCACCUCAGCCCAACAAAAACAGAGUGCUACAUCACGUCAGAUAUGUUUUAUGUGGAAGUGCAGCUGGACACUGGAGGCCAGCUAGUGGACGUCAAGGUUGCUCAUCAGGGAGAAAACCCUACGAGUUGUUCUGAACUUAUUCAACAUCUAAGUGAGAAGAACUUUGAAGCUUUUUCUAAACAUCUCAAGGGACUGGUUGAUUUAUACCGACUUCCUGGUGACAAUAAACUGAAAACAAAGAUGUACAUUGCACUGCAGUCUCUGGAGCUCGAUCUCACCAAGAUGAUGACCAUGUUUAGGUUGGCAACAAAUGCGAAUACAGUUGAAACUAUUCUCCAUGGGAGUGUUGGCUGGUUGACUCCCAGGAGUGGUGGAAAUCUGGUCUCUCUCCAGUGCUACGUGUCCCCUUAUGACAUAUUUGAGGUGGAAACUGGCUCCCAGCUCAGCUUAACAGAUAACAAUGUUCCAUGUUCCCUGGGUGUCAGUGUCUCUGUGACAAUCGAGGGAACUUCAACUGUGUACAAGCUGCCAAUUGCUCCACUAAUCACCGGAUCCCACCCUGUGGAUAACAAAGGCACACCAUCCUUUUCCACUGUGAGCAACUCCAACAGUGUGGAUCUGCCAGCCUGUUUUUUCCUCAAGAUGAACCGCCCCAUGCCGUUCUCGCUCUCCUUUAUUCAGAAGCUUGGCAAUGCUACUUCUAUCCCAGUGUUUGAGACGCCACCUCCCCUCUCACUUCUGUACCAGCUAAUUGUCCAGAGUCAACUCCAGCUUCUAGAAGAGGGCAGCGCUAUACCAGCCACCUUAAACAACAUGCACUUUUAUUCUAUCUUACCAGACCAGCAUCACUGUUAUUUCCUAAAUGGUGAUGCACCGGUGCAAGAUGGCCACUCAUUACAAGGAGCAAUGGUGUCCAAGAUCCCUUUCCGCCACCCAGCACAGGUUCCUCUCUUGCUGGAUAUCAUUCGCCACCAGGCAGCAUACAACACCUUGAUUGGCAGCUGUGUCAAACGAACAUCUGUCAAAGAAGACAGUGCAGGUCUUCUGCAGUUUGAAGUCUGUCCUCUCACCGACUCAAGUUUCAGCGUCUCUUUCCAGCAUCCAGUCAAUGAAUCUUUAGUCUGCGUUGUGAUGGAGGUGAUUGACUCCAGACAGGUCUCCUGCCAUCUGUAUAAAGGACCAUCAGAUGCUUUGAUCUGCACUGAUGAAUUCAUUACUAAGGUGGUCACAAGAUGCAUGUCCAUUCCUGUUACCAUGCGGGCCAUUCGGAGGAAAGCUGAGACCAUCCAGGCUGACACUCCGGCUCUCUCAUUAAUAGCGCAGACAGUGGAAACCAUGGUGAAGAAUAACCCUCCUCCCUCUGGUAGUCCUCCAUAUAAAAUGGUGGGAGGAGACGGGACUAACCCAAUGGGACUACCUGGGCUUACUGGUAGCAAUACACCUACUGGUGGAGGACCACCCGGAGGACCUAAUUUUGCAGGUCCAAUCACUACUCUCUUUGGAAUGCCCCGUGCAGAAAGGCAAGCUCAAGGAGAGUGCCUUACUCCAGGGGGGGUGACCAGCCAACAGCCCCUGCCGCAACAACAGCAAGUCCAUUCAGAUGACUACAGUAAAGUCACACAGAAUCCCAUCCUGACCAGUUUGUUGCAAAUAACUGGAAAUGUUGGUUCCAGUCCCAGCUCCCAGAAUGCUCCACAGCCGCAUCAAACUCCGCCACCAACCUCAUCCCCUGCCAGCAACACAAAGAGUCACCCUAUGCUGAUGAACCUGUUAAAAGACAAUCCCACACAAGAUUUUGCCGCACUGUAUAGCUCGAGUCCCUUAGAGCGGCAGAACUCUUCAUCUGGCUCUCCACGAACAGACAGCAUGGGUGGUGCCUGUCCCAGUGGGAACACCAAGGGGAAGAAGAAGCGUCCUCGGGGUCCUGAAAAGGGUGGAGUGUUGCCUGGAGUGGGUGCAAGUGGUGGCCUAGGCAUGAAACCGCAACCAGGAUCCUCAAUGCCGCAGCACCUCCAGCACCACUCCGUUUCUCAUGAAGAUGAUUUCCACCGCAAGCUUCUCUCUAUGGAUGUUGAUGCUUCUCAGAAUUCGAUAUUUGACGUGAACCUUGCAGGCGAUAGCCUGGACGCACACCACAGCAUAACACCAACACUUAGCCAGUGUGGAACGCCACCACCCGGCUCCGGCAUGGCUUACUCACAGUCUCAUGUCCAGUCUCAGCAGCAGCAGUCUGGUUCUGUACCGCCUCGCAUUGUCCGCCUUCCCAGUUCUGACAGCAUUGGGCCUGAUAUCACAGAAAUCCUACAGGAGUUACCAGAGCAAACAGGUAAAGGUAGCGGUGGCAGCCAUGGGCAACCGGAGGAUGGAGGUCCUUUGGGCACCCCCAUCCGUGACUCCUCCAGCUCUGGCCAGGGUAGUGCAGUGUUCGACUCAGCGGACAUUUUCAAUACCAACAGCAAUGAAAACCCGUUUACAGAUGCAGCCGACCUGAUUGCAGAGGCGGCUGCAACUGCUGCCACUCCCAAUAGUGACUCCUCCUCCACUAACUUCUUUCCUGAUGCAUCCGACUUCAACCCUGACUUGUUGACCUCAGGACAUGGCUUUUCGCAAACCUACUUUGAUGACAGCUCCCCAAGUGCUGAUGGAGAUAUGGACUUGGUCAAGGGAUUUGGGGGAAGUAGCCAGCAGAACACUCCUUCAGGAACUCCACAGAACCCUCAACAUGGACAGAGUACUCCAGAGCCCUCACUGAAGGACCCAUUUGAUAUGGGGAUAGUCUUUGGAGGUAACAGUGGUGGUGGUAAACCACUUCUGGGGCAAGCUCCUGACUUAAUAGACACACACAGCGGAGGAUCUCAGAGCCCCCUGAUGAUGGGACUUGGUGGUGCAUGUUCGGAUUUUAAAACUACAGAACCAAAAGUCAAACCGGGACUCAUACGGCCAAAGGAUGAGAAUGGGGGAAAUGGAGGUAGUGGUUCUGGGAUGGGAAGCAGCUCAGCAGAGGGAAAACAGAUCAAGCGCAGCAGGACGCCAUCCAGUGAAGGAAAGUCUAAAGAUAAGAACCCCAAACGCAAAAAGCUUGAUCCUGAUGGAAAGUCUCCUUCUCACAGCUCAGGGGGGCGACCCUACACGCCCCCUAGUGGUGGUUCGGGCUCUGGAGGAAGCAUAAGCGGCGGAGGCUCCAAAUCUCCCGGUAGUUCUGGGCGCUCGCAAACUCCCCCAGGAGGUGCCACGCCCCCAAUCCCCAAAAUCACCAUUCAGAUCCCAAAGGGUACCAUAACUGGGGGGAAAACGUCCUCCCAUAGCGGAUACACCUCCAGCAGCUCUGCAACUAGCAGCACAGGAGGUUUAGGGGGGACAAGCAGCAGCAGCAAAAGCCACCAUUCACACUCCUCUUCCUCUGGGAAGAUCAAGUCCAAAGAAGGGUCUAUGACGCAAAGCAGCAGCUCCAAGCCAGGGGGUUCAGGAGGUGGAGGGGGGCAGUCGCAAAUGAAGGGAUCCUCUCAAGGUAUGGGUGUUGGUAAACCAGGAUCAUCCCCAAUCACUAAACACGGUCUGUCUGGGCCUGGGGGUGCUGGAGGUGGAAUGGGAAGUGGCAGUAAAAUUAAGCCUCAGGGAGGUAAACCUCCAGGUUCACUUAUGAAUCCCAACAUAAAGCCGAACAUCUCGCCUUCCCAUUCCCGCUCCAGUAGCUCUGGUGAUAAACUCUCCUCUCCAAUGAAAAUACAGCAAUCCCAAGUUCCAGGAACUCCUCCAUCUUCCAAAGCUAAGUCUCCGAUUGGAUCAGGAAGUGGUAGCUCAGGAGGAUCUAAGUCUUCUUCUGGUGGAAGUUCCCAAAAACCAGGUGGUGGAGGUUCUUCUAGUUCUACAUCUUCCUCCUCUACCUCAUCAUCCGGUUCCAUGAGCUUCUCCGGAUCUCAGUUGCAGUAUGGCAGCGGUGGAAGUGGAGGGGGAGGAGGAGGCAAUGGAAGCGAAGGAAAUGGUGGAGGAAGUGGUGGAGGUGCGGGUCAGAACAAUUCAAAUAACCCCAACGCCAAAGGGAAGUCUCCCAGUAGAAACAAGAAGCCUUCUCUAACAGCAGUCAUAGACAAACUGAAGAGUGUGGGCAGCGGAGGAGUUGGGGAAGACGGCUGUGAGGUGGGGACUCCAGUGGGAGGUCCUGGAUUGACAUCUACUCCUUGUGGGCCCGGAAAUGUUCCCAGCGGUCCUCCGAAUUUAGGUUCUUCUAAGCAUUCCUCAUCCUCUCAAAGCGGAGAUUAUAAGCGGGAAAAGUCUGACAAAGACGGAAAAGCAAAAGUGAUGGUGACAGGUGGUGGCAGUGGAGAUAAAAAAAUGAUGGACCCAAAAACUAGUGGGUCAGGUGGAACCACCCUGGCCAAAAUUAUCAUUAGCAAACCAGAUGGUGGCUCGCCAAGCAUCAAGGCCAAAGUGACUCUUCAGAAACCCGGGGAAGGUUCUGGAGAGUCAAUGCGUCAACAAAUCUCCGGGCUCAAAGCAUCCCCUCUCUUUAGUGGCUCCACUCCGAAGCACGACCGAUCGUCACCAAGCCACAGCCGCUCUCCAGGGUACACCCCUCUAAACCAAGACAGCGAGAGCGAAUCGGGCAGCAGCUCGGUGGCUGAGAAGUCCCACCAGAACAGCCCCAGCUCAGAUGACGACCAAACAGUGAGGCCCCUUCCGCCCCAGGACUACAUGAGCUCCAUCCCCCUUAGCUCGGGCGAGAAACACAAGAAGCACAAGAAAGAGAAGAAGAAACUAAAGGAUAAGGAGCGCGAGAGAGACAGGGACCGGGAAAGGGACAGGGAGAAGGAGAAAAAGAAGUCCUCCAUGUCCAUGGGAUCGUCUUCACAUUCAACAAAAGCAGACAGUUGGUCGCGGUCUCCCAUUUCAGCAUCAGAUUCAUCACUCUCCAUGCUUGGUUCGGACCGUCCAUCACGGUCCAGCCCGAUGUAUAUGAGAAACGAAGAUGAUGACCUUAUGGACUCAGCACUCACAGGAGACUUUUAAAUCUGCUCUUUAAAGCUACAGUAUAAAAUUCUUAUAAAACAUAAUUUUUUAACAUAUUUGUUAAAACUGCCACUAUGUCCUGACAGCAUGGCAUUAGAUAGAUAAUCUAUGGAAAAAAAUCAAGCUCCUCCAUCUCUUCCCUAAGCUACUAGAGCGAUCUGAAAAAAUACAUCUCUCCCAGUCAAAAAUAAGUCAGUCAGCCUUGUGUAUGUGCUGCUCAAUGUGCUAAUGGCAGAGAAAUAACUUACUGUUCCAGGAAUACCGUUUAUCCUCCGUCAUUGGUGGCCCUGCUAACUAGCCUUAGUGUUCAAGACAGGGAGGCUCUGUAGCGCAACAGAGAUUUUGGCGUGUACAGAGGCCUGAUUGAUAGCGCAAAGACUCUCUUUCUGGCUCUGGUUGGUUGUUUCUACUUAGAACUGGGAUCACUGGGAGAAUGCAGGACUUGAUUUUUUUCACAGAUUUUCUCUUUUACAACAAAGUGAUAGUUUUAAUAAAUAUGUAAAAGAAAAACAUAUUUUUAUAAAAGUUAUACGCUGUAGCUUUUUUUAAAAAAAAAGGUUUUCCGUACAAACUUAACUUUUAUUUAUUCAGCUAAAGCCACAAAAACUGAACAUGUCCCGCUAAAGCUGUGUUUACUGUACAAGUAGUAUUGUGUUGUAUCACGAAUCGGAUGCCAGUUUUUACAGCGGUGGACAAUGGAGUGGUAGCUACCUUUAGCUUCACUACAGAAAUGGUUUUAACGGUGUGCUUUUUAAAGAAAUGGACGUUGUUUCAGAACAUUUUGUCUGUGAGAACAUGCCUCGUUGCAUGUUCGUUUGACAUUGUUACCAUGUUGUUUGCUGUCCAAAAAAAGGAAAAGAUCUGAUGUAAAUGUGUUAGAGCAAGAAUAAAAGUUUUUGCUUUUUAAUUUUUAGGUGAAGAUGGUUGUUGUUAGAUUAUUAAUUUUUAACCGUUCUGUGUAUUAGUAUAAGAACAGAAGAAGGUUGCAGAAUAUGAUUGAGAAUUUUUUUAAAGUUGGAAAUAAAUAUUUAAUUUCU
Messenger RNA from Xiphophorus maculatus (southern platyfish), 6465 nucleotides. It is a transcript of the gene med1, whose product is annotated as mediator complex subunit 1. The coding region runs from base 50 to 5428 and encodes 1792 amino acids. Gene Ontology annotation, molecular function: nuclear thyroid hormone receptor binding; nuclear retinoic acid receptor binding; nuclear vitamin D receptor binding. The record is from RefSeq and is a predicted model, not a curated record. Gene Ontology annotation, biological process: regulation of transcription by RNA polymerase II; cellular response to thyroid hormone stimulus. The transcript is spliced from 16 exons. Gene Ontology annotation, cellular component: mediator complex. NCBI's taxonomy places the organism in Eukaryota, Metazoa, Chordata, Actinopteri, Cyprinodontiformes, Poeciliidae.